Leptidea sinapis is the source of this 7117-nucleotide messenger RNA. RefSeq names its product syntaxin-12 (gene Syx13). The transcript has 6 exons. Gene Ontology annotation, molecular function: SNAP receptor activity; SNARE binding. Gene Ontology annotation, biological process: vesicle fusion; vesicle-mediated transport; intracellular protein transport. Gene Ontology annotation, cellular component: SNARE complex; membrane; endomembrane system. NCBI's taxonomy places the organism in Eukaryota, Metazoa, Arthropoda, Insecta, Lepidoptera, Pieridae. The record is from RefSeq and is a predicted model, not a curated record. The coding region runs from base 226 to 1059 and encodes 277 amino acids.
CUUGGCAAUAUUUUAUUAUUGAUAUUUGUCAAUAAUUUUCAUAUUUUGCGUUGGAAUGUGCAACUUCUUUCAGCUUGUUUGUUUUAAUAUUUCAUGAAACAUAAUAUAAUUUCAAUAGAGCUAUGGUAUAGUUGAUAAUAAAUGUGUGAAAGAUUUUCGUGGUGCAUACCUAGUAAAGUUUAUAAUCCAGUAAAACCGGUCGCUACACGUGUGAAUAAAUAGAAAAUGUCUGAACGAGAUCUAAUAAGUAGUGGCUCAAGCCGUGACUAUGGCUCAGCAGCUGCUCCACCCACUGUAGGCUUUGCGGACUUCAGCCCAACAGAGCUAUACAACUUAAGUGAAGGUAUCGCUGAUAAUGUGAACAAAAUCAACAGCGGCCUGAGAGCUUUGGAGAAGUUUAUGAAACAAAUUGGAGGCCCAAAUGAUAGUGUACAGCUAAGGGAUAGAAUCCAUGAUACACAGCAGAAGGUGAACAGUUCUGUGUCGGCCACGGCCAGGGAUAUUCAACGGCUGGGUGUGGUCAUCCGAAGAGGUGAUAAGCCCCAAAAGUUGCAAGUGGAGCGGUUGACCCAGGCAUUCAGAGAUGCUCUUGCUAACUACUCUUCAGUACAGAAGAAAGUGUCAGAAAAAAUGGCCGCCCAUAUGCCAACGCAGCCGAGAAACAGAAACGAUCCAGAGGCGUUGGAGAGGCAGGCCAUAGCCGACGACGAGGAAGCGAGCCUUCUGGCCAACCAACAAGCACAGGCACGCCUCGUACAGUUCGAGACUAGUAUGCUGCUUGAGAAGGAGGCCUAUGUGAGUAAGAUAGAGGCGGACGUGCUGGAUGUGAACCAGAUAAUGCAGGAGUUAGCAGACAUGGUCACCGCGCAGGCGCAGUCCGUCGAUACAGUGGAAAGUCACAUAGAGGCGGCCGCAGCUAGCGUUGAAACUGGCGUGGAUGAACUGGCGAAGGCAGCGGAGUACCAGCGUAGGUACAGAAAGAGAAUGUUCUUCUUCUCUCUCAUAGGUAUCAUCCUUGCUAUCAUACUUAUUGUGUGGAUAGUAAAAGCGUUUAAAUAAAACUCGUGUGAAACAUCCGGAUAAAGAAUGGGAUUAGAUACAUCGGCUUGCUUUAAAAAAGUGUGUGUCUACUUGUCUAUGUAUUAUGGAUACCACAACGGCGCCUAUUUGCUGCCGUGAAGCAGUAAUGUAUAAGCAUUACUGUGUUUCGGUCUGAAGGGAGCCGUAGAUAGUGAAAUUACUGGGCAAAGGAGACUUAACAUCUUAUGUCUCAAGGUGACGAGAAAGAAUUAUUUGGUCUUUCAAGAAUCCUGAGCGGCACAGAAUUGUAAUGGGUAGGGCGUAUUAAUUACCAUCAGCUGAACGUUCUGCUCGUCUCGUCCAUUAUUUUCAUUAAAAAAAAAUAUUUUUUGUCAAAACUGUAACACAAUAUAUUAUUAUUGCACUCGCCGACUGAUGCUACUUUUUUUUAUUAUCAAAGAACAGGAUGCGUCAUAAGCCGAACGUUGAGGACGAUCGUGUCACUCUCUCGCUUGAUCCUCUCUCUCUUUUGCACGCACGGCUCACGCGGAACGUGACGAUCAUAUAAGACGUUUUCACGUCAAUAAAAUGUAUUGGCGAAUAUGAGACAAUUUAAUCCCAUUCUUUAUUUUCGGAGUCUGUGAAACUUGUAUCUAUAUAAAUCGUUAUUUUCUUAGCCUUAGCCUCGAUACUUUUUCUUAACAGUUGUAAAAUUAGAAGUGUAAGUAAUAAUUCCCUUUGCUAAGAAAUAUUAUUGUUGUGUCGUUGGGAUAAUUUUGUAUACAUCAAUUCAAAUAUAUGUACAUAAUAUUACCUAUAUAAAAUUAUAAAUGAUUUUCUAUUAUAAGGUAAAUUUCUUAAAUCUGUAUUUAAGAUAGAAUCCGUUUAAAUCAUAAAAUUAGUCCCAUUAUUUGAAUCUUUUGUAAAAGAAAAGAACCAAUACUAUGCUGUUAUCGGAUAGAAGAAUUCAAUCCGAUCCGAUAUUUUUCAAUUCGAAAUAGUCGUAGCAUUUAAGUCAGUUAAUAGUUGUAACAAAUAGGUCAAGGGACUGGACUUGAAUAGAAUUUAUCUUUGGCUAUUUGUAUUAUUAAAGUUUAACAUAUUUAAAUCAAAUUGAUAAAAGUCUAACAUAUUUAAAUCAAACUGAUAUAAGUCUAGCAUAUUUAAAUCAAAUUGAUUUAAAUAUCUUAAUCAUUAAAGGAUUGUAAUUAUUAUUAUUGUGGAAUUGCAACAUAAAUUACUGCGAAAAAUUAUUAUUAUAAAUUCCUGAGCUUACAUAACCCGCCUGUAAAAUAAACUAAUACUUUUUUAAUCAAAUUCAGUCACAUUUCUGCGUUUAAUUCCUUUUAAAGUAAAGUAUUUAAUUGAAUAUUGUUUGAUUUGAUUGUUAUAUUCAUAUUAUGGUCUUAGUCUUAUUAUUUUUGUAUUCGAUUUAUUGCAUACGAUAAUUAAUGUUUUUUUUUUGAUAAUAAAUCUUCCUUUGUUUAAAAUCGAUGCAAAUUAGGCAAUGGAAGAACUUCUAAUACAAAAGAAACGCCACGCAGUGACAGAACAACUAUUUAGAACAAAAACAAAAUGCGAUCGGAUUUAGAUUUUCUUUUUAAUUUAACAAUUUGUAUAAAAAACUGGCUUAUUUAUUACUUCUAAUAACAGACUUAUAAUCAAUCAAUGCAAUACUUGUAAUCUUUCAUAUAUGACGAUAAGGCAUGCUUUAAAUCUUUUAAUAUUAUUUUUUAGUUUUGUAUCGAUUUUUGGAUCCAGACUAUGGUCUGAUUUCUUGAAAUAUAUUGGCCUAGAAAAAGACACAAACUAAAACGAAAAGAUGCGAACUUUAUGUAUUUAAUAUUGGUUCAAUUCACCUUGCAAAAAAAUAUUUUUGUAUUGGUAAAUUAGUGCUUGUUAAGGCAAGUUAUUUUACAAGUAAUUCUCGUAUUUGAACUUAAAUGUAACUAUAUGCUUAUCAGUCUUAUUUCGUAACAUCUGUAAAUAAUAUAAAAGUAUUUAUUAUUUUGAAACAACAUGAAUAUGUGCAAUAAGUUUAUUUAUAAUUAAUUCAAUCACUGUCAAUACUAUUUUAUAUAAAAAAAUGAUGCAAUUAUUCUGUACUUGAUAUAAGAAUGCAUGAAAAUAUAUUUAGGUUAAUAUAGUUACAUAUGGUUACAGAAACGAUUAUAUGAGAUGUUUAUUUUGUUUUUACGGUAUUUUAUUACGUUUUGUUAUUUGUUUUACAACGGUAUUGUUUUGUUGGAUGUUAGCAUAUUAUGUUUCAAAUGGAAUAAAACAACUUGUAUUUAGCUUUUCGCUGCUCUUUUUAGAUCAGAUAAAAAAAAAUCAAAUCUUAAAAUACAUAUAUAGGAGCCAUCGUAAAUACCUUAGUAGUUAAAUUAUUGAUCAUUCCGACACGUAAGGUUACUUUAAAUUGAAUAAGGAGUGAGCCAACCGUCCGAGUGACGCAUGAUUCGUAAAUCUUGGUAUGUUUUGUUCAACUGGUCCUGACACAGGUCGUGGUAGAGUAGAUCCCGUUGAUGGAGCCACAAUCUGAGAGUUGAACAAGACCUACAUAUUUACAAACCAUGCGUCACUUGGACGGUUGGCUCAGUUGGUAAGAGCGCUCGGACGGAACCCGAGAGGUCGCGGGUUCGAGUCCCGCAUCUGUCAUAAACAGAGGUUUUCUUUUUAAAGAUUGGGUUAAACAUAAUGCUCUGACAUAUCUCAAAUACUACUUACUGCAUCAAUAUAAUUUAUAAGAUGUAUCACACUUAUUUAAUAGUUACAUAUAUAUUAUAUACAGGGGCUAGAGUAGCAACUAGGUAUAUUUGAAACGGAACGCUAAAUUUAACUUAAACAUAUUAUUAUAAAUAAAAUAAUUUAAAAAUUUACACAUAUUUUAUGUUAUCCCUAUAUAUUAUGACGACCUGUAUAGCCGAGUGGUUAGUGAUCCUACCUACUAAGCUAAAGGUCCCGGGUUCGAAUCCCGGUAGGUGCAAGCAUUUAUAUGAUGAAUAUGGACGUUUGUUUCCGAGUCAUGGAUGUUUAAAUGUAUUUAUGUAUGUUUAUAUAAAUUUAUGUAUAUUUAAGUAAGUAUAUUGUAUUAAAUAUAUCAUUGUCUUGUAACCCAUAACACAGGCUAUACAUGCUUAACUUGGGGCAAGAUAAUUUGUGUAAAAGUGUGUCAAUAUUUAAAAAAAAUAUAUUAUACAGCUUGUCACAGCUUUAGCAUUAUUUUUUGUUCAUUUUAAAAAUUAAAAAUUACAAAAUCGCGGGACUAUAAAUUAAGUUGUUUCAAAAUUUGCCAACAUAAAAUUAUACAGUACAUAAAGUUGCAACUGUUUUUAUGUAAAUCUUUACUAGGUAUGUAGUUAAAAUUGUAAUAUAAAUUAUAGUUUGAAAAUAUGACGUGAUGAUUCAUUUCGCAACCUCUUGCUACUGUAGCGCCAUUGCGGGCCUAUUUGGAACUAUAUUUAUUAGUGAUAGUUGAACAUGUUCUUUGUUGUUCGAUCUUGCCUGUGUCCUUUAUGAUUAUGGAGGGAAGAGGCCAUGAGUAUCAUCUCUUAACGAAGUAAAGUUGAAAAAGUAUGCAGCUUAUGUUGUAAACAACAGUUCAAAAAGCUUCCACAAUGGCGCUGGUGUAUACGGUAUGGUAUGAAGUAUGGUGAAUGUAGCAUUUGUAAACGAAAUGAAGUAUGUCGAGUUAAAAAACUUAAUAAUCAACUAAAGUAGUUAAAUUGUAAAAAUUUCAACAACUUACGUUGUACAAAAUAAUGUAGUUAAUUUAUAACCUUAAAGAGUUAUUAUGAGAAAACAUGUAGCUAAAAUGAUUAGUAUCUAUAUAAUAUUAUAUAUAUAAUAAAAAUGGUCUUUGUUUGAGGCUCUUUCACGCCUAAACCACUGAUUGUAUCGACAUGAAACUACCACCAUUCGAUGCGAUAUUUAUCCUAGAUGGUUCAUGGCUACUUUUUUUGUUAUUGUUUUAAUUAAUUUCCUUUUAAAAUUCGCCCGGGCGGAAACGUCUAGUUAUAUUUGGCGCUUCUUUUAAAAUUUACCCUGAUGCUAUUGUAGCGCCGCCCUAAUUUAACGGACUUUGACGGAACUAUUGUUGAUUAGAUGAUUCUCCUUACCUCUACCCUCUAUAGUCUUGACACUGUUCUCCUUAUCUCUUCACUCCGUAGAGUGGGAGUGGGAGGCUCCUUUGCACAGAAAGCCGGCUUGAUUAUGGGUACCACAAUGGCGCCUAUUUCUGGGCAAAUGAGACUUACCAUCUUAUGUCUCAAGGUGACGAGCGCAAUAGUAGUGGUUUUUCAAGAAUCCUGAGCGGCACUGCCUUGUAAUGGGUAGGGCGUAUCAAUUACCAUCAGCUGAACGUCCUGCUCGGCUUGUCCCUUAUUUUCAUAAAAAAAAUUGAGAUAAUCCCUAUCACUGUCUAGAUAUUAAUCCAAAAAUAGGUAUAAAUCAGACUUUACAACAUUAAACGAUUAUUUGUCGUGUUACUUCUAUAUCUAAUAAUUAUUUGAUUAUGCUCGAGUUAUAAUUAUUAUAAUAAUAUUUUAUUAAUUUUUAUGGUAAUGCAUGCUUACUACUAUUAUUUUAAUAGUAGCUUAAGUAUUUAGUUCAAUUAUUUGCCAGUCGUUUAUUUAUUUUAUAUGUGCUCAAUUUCUUUAUCUCAGAUUGAUGUCUCGGAAUACUUAUUAAUUUAGUACCUAUAACCUGUAAGCUAAGAGACCAGCGGGUUUGAAUCCCAGACUGGCGAAACUAAGAAAAAAGCGAUUGUAUGAAACGUGUCUAUAUGUAUGUAUGUUGUUAAAAACGGUUGUAGCCGAAAUCUACUGCGUUUUAAGCAACUGUUCGCUUUCGUGCUUAGCCGGAUUAUACUUCGUUGCCAAUCGCCAUACUGUAAUUACUACUAUUUCAAAGUUAUUCAAAUCACUGCACGUUUCAUACUAAACUAAAUUUCAAUUUUUACUUAGGCAGUCCUGCCUCUUAUUACGUAAUAUUUACAUACUCUUUGUACCAAUAUAUGCAAAUAUUUGUAUAUUCCAUAUGAAUAUUUAUUAGUCUGGGGCUCGAUAAUAUUUUUCUUGUAAUUCUUUAACUUUGAAAUGCCUUUUAAUUUUUUUUUAUUCCAUACAUUCCAUUAAGCCAAAGCAGUCAUUAAUUGUCUUCAUCUUAAUUUAAUUUAUCUAUAAAUAUUUUAUAAUAGCAAUGGCACAUCUAAAAAUUUGUUUAACCUAUUGUUAACAUGUAUAAUUAAGUUUUAUAUAAAUACCAGAAACAUGAACUAAAUAAAACUAAUCCUUGAUGACGUUGAUUAAAAAUCACUCGGAUACGUAAUCCGUGUCGUCUGGGCAUCAAUAUCAUCUAUAUAUGUCUUAAAACAGGCCAGGGAUAUUAGUUUAGUGUGCGUGACAAGCUACGUCUAACACUCGCGAUUUGUUAGUGUGCGUCAAUUGCUCAAAAUUGAGGUUAAUUCUAAAGUCAAUUUUUUCGACGUUUUCACAGCUGUCAUUGUCUAUUAACGGCCGUUCCCAAUAUUCAGUCUAUCUCUUACUUGAGAUAAAUAUCGUAACUAUCGUUGACUUAUCUGUCCCAAUAAGCUUUUCGACGGUAACUCACCUUAUCCGUACACGCUGUCUGUCAAUGGGACGACGUAUAGUUUACCAGCGAUAGAAGUUUGUAUGGAAAAGGCAAUUCACGCGUCCCAAUAUAAGGCGAUAAGAAUGAAUUAUCGGGUAUAGUGGGACAGCUUCAGAUUAUUGACAGCUAAUUACUGACAGUAGAAGGUAGUAAAUCAUCACUUUCUGUAGAUAGGGAUUGGGAACGGCCGUUAGACGUAUAAAUGAUCUAGGCGUAAGACGAAUUUACUGACGUGACGUUUGAUUGUCAAUGUCAUCUAUUUAUGUAUACAAUGUAUGUUAACGUGACACUAAGUACUAACUAUUGGUUAUUUCAGAGAUUGUAUGUUGUUUUGAUGCGGAUUCAAUAUGCUAAGUCUACGAUAUUAUUCUAAAAACAGUAUUUAUUCGUUUUUAUUUGUACCUCAGCCACGUGUAAGGCAUCUACACUAUAUUAUACUAGAGUAUAUUAAAAUGUUUUCCAUUUA